This is a messenger RNA of Trichomycterus rosablanca, 831 nucleotides long. RefSeq names its product B-cell translocation gene 4 (gene btg4). Bases 1 to 771 code for a protein of 256 amino acids. Gene Ontology annotation, biological process: negative regulation of mitotic cell cycle; negative regulation of cell population proliferation. NCBI's taxonomy places the organism in Eukaryota, Metazoa, Chordata, Actinopteri, Siluriformes, Trichomycteridae. The record is from RefSeq and is a predicted model, not a curated record. Gene Ontology annotation, cellular component: cytoplasm; nucleus. The transcript is spliced from 4 exons.
AUGAAGGAAGAGAUUGCAGCUACAGUGUUCUUUGUGGCCAGACUGGCGAAAAAACAUGGUAAGCUGGACCACUCACGCAGAGAGAAGUUUGCAGUGGCUUUUACCUCAGUCCUGUUUGAUAACUACAAAAACCACUGGUACCCUGAGAAACCAUGUAAAGGACAAGCCUUCCGGUGUCUGAGGAUGAACAAAUCCCAGGUGACCGACCCUGUAAUUGAGAGUGCUUGCAAACAGAGUGAUGUUAAGUAUGAAGACCUGGGCUUGCCUAAGGAGAUAACCAUUUGGGUGGAUCCUGGAGAAGUGUCAUGCAGGUAUGGUGAGAAGACCACACCGUUUUGUGUGACCCUCCUACAGGGUCAAAAGGGCGACAGUGAGUUCUCACGCAGGGUCAACAAUGCUGUGGAGCGUGCCUCCUCGGACUACUACUCCGGCACCUCGUCGGAUGAGGAAAGUGCCAACAGCAGCAUGAUCAGCAGCGUUAGUGGCAGUAGUGGAAGUAGCUGCAGUAGCGGUGCAGCACCAGAACCCAAAUGUAUUCCGACUGUGUCCAACCCCAACAGUGUGUAUCAGUUCAGCGAGUUUGCUCCGCCACAAUCCAUACAGUCCUGGGCUCCUUAUCCCAAAAGAAAACCUUACGCUGGGGAAGGUUACCAGCAGCAUUCCAACGGGCCACACCCUCCACACAACGGCUUCAAAAACUACAGACCCUCCUACGCCUUCUCUGGUCCUCGUGUGGACAAGUACCACUGGGUUAGCAAGAACCGCUCAUAAGAACCUUUGUGUUUGAGAUGUUUAAGUGUUUAAAAAUUAUUUAUGAAAGUCUAAUGCAGA